AUGGGAGUCAAUCUAUCAAAAGUGAAUGAUACGAAUAUUCUAAAAAGAUACAAGGCUAUUCAACAGUAUCCAAAAAGAAUUGAUAUAUCUAUGAUUGGGUAUCCUACUAACUUUAGGGCAACAUACAUAUCAUGCACGAAUUGUCCCAUUGCAGAGCAAACAACUAUAUCACUAUCAGAUGAAAAGAAACCGAUUCCGAUGCCAGACGUCAUAGAACAUGUUCAUCAAUCAAUCACUUCUCUGCAGGAAACAGAGAAAAGAGAACCUUGUUACAUGAUGACAAUUGGUCAAAACGAACAGAUCAAAUCGUCAUUGUCAACUUUAAGUGAUCUCUCUAAUACAGGCAUAACGAGCUCUGAUCCUGAUGCAGUAUCGCUGGUCGAUCUUUAUAGCGAAUCAGACUUUAAGGCAAAAAUUGAUGCACAAAUCAGAGAAAUACUUGAAAAGAGACCGAGACAUACAAGAAGAAGAUAUAUAGUAAGCCUUUAG
This is a messenger RNA of Rhizopus microsporus ATCC 52813, 489 nucleotides long. RefSeq lists its product as uncharacterized. The record is from RefSeq and is a predicted model, not a curated record. Bases 1 to 489 code for a protein of 162 amino acids. The transcript is spliced from 4 exons. NCBI's taxonomy places the organism in Eukaryota, Fungi, Mucoromycota, Mucoromycetes, Mucorales, Rhizopodaceae.